AUGGCAAUCUUUAUAACGCUAAUUGUAAUUCUUUUUAUGGGUGUACCAAUAUUUUCGGAGCCUGCACUUAGUUCCUUAACAGUGGAAGCUUUGAAACAAUCCAACACAGCAAACAUUUUUAUAUCACCUUUGCUGCUGGAACAAGGAUUAAUGCAACUUUAUAUGGGAGCUGCAGAUGAAACCGCAGCAGAGUUGAGAAAAGUGCUACAAUUGGAUGCUACAGAAGAAGCUACAAAAUGGCAGCGCAGUAAAAAUUUCGAUGCACUGCCAAAUGAAAGUUUUUAUAAAGCCAAUCGUCUAUAUGUUGCAAAUGAAGUGAAUAUAUUAAACAACUAUAAAGAAAUUACAAACGAAACAGUGGAAAAUGUUAACUUUAGCUAUGCAGAUACAACAACAAUAAUAAAUAAAUGGGCGAGUACAGCGACUAAAGCUAAAGUAAGCAAACUAUUAAAUGAAACAAAAGCUGACACCAAAUUGCUGCUGCUAAGUGCGAUCUAUUUCAAAGGAUUAUGGGCGCAGCCGUUUAAAAAAAAUGAUACAUAUGCUGAACACUUUUUUCCAAUAAAUGAAAUAGGAGAUUAUUAUGCAAUUACAACGCCUAUGAUGAGCAUAAGCGCACAAUUUGCUAUGCGAAAAAUUCCGAAAAUGAAUGCGCGCAGUUUAGAAAUUCCUUAUGCAAAUUCAAAUGCUUCAAUGUUGAUUAUAUUGCCAAAUGAAAUGCUGGGCAUAAGUGAAAUAAUUGAACAGCUGCAUACAUUGAAAAUGCACGAAGUACUGCCAAAUGGGCCCACUAAAUUAGUUAAACUAUAUUUGCCACGAUUUGCGCUGGAUGUGCAAACAGAGCUGCGACCAGUGCUUAAACAAUUGGGAGUUAAGCAAUUGUUUACUAAUGCACAAUUAAAUAAAAUGACCGAUUUUAAAGGAAAUUUAUUUCUCUCAAGUGUUUUUCAACGCGCGCUCAUUGAAGUUGAAGAAGCGGGAGCUGCAACAAUUGCUGCCAAAACUGCUGCAGCUAGUGAAGAAACAGUUAACGAAACGGAUUCAGGCCCAACAGCAUUUUAUGUCAAUCGUCCAUUUGUAUUUUUUAUCAAAGACAAUUCUAAUAUUUUGUUUGCUGGUCGUGUUAAUAUUCCUUAUAUGGCAUUAAACGAUACGCAAGUAUACAAAGCUAACUAAAUAUUUAAAUAUUUGCAGCUCAAGUUCAAGUGAAAGUUG
Drosophila busckii is the source of this 1215-nucleotide messenger RNA. RefSeq names its product serpin B3-like. The transcript has 2 exons. The record is from RefSeq and is a predicted model, not a curated record. Bases 1 to 1176 code for a protein of 391 amino acids. Gene Ontology annotation, molecular function: serine-type endopeptidase inhibitor activity. NCBI's taxonomy places the organism in Eukaryota, Metazoa, Arthropoda, Insecta, Diptera, Drosophilidae.